Molecule: messenger RNA, 2314 nt
Organism: Acanthaster planci (crown-of-thorns starfish)
Lineage: Eukaryota; Metazoa; Echinodermata; Asteroidea; Valvatida; Acanthasteridae
Product: KIAA0930
Source: RefSeq, a predicted model, not a curated record
GCAGCGAACGGGGGUGUGGGAUUUGUCCGAAACAGGAGGGAAAGUACUUUUCGGCGGAUGAUUUCCGACAUUAUCAUGGAGCGGGGGAAGGCCAACUGUCCAGAUAUUGUCGAAGGUACCGUAGCAGACUCACAAACGGGCACGCGAGACGGCUUUGUGCACAUUCCGAUGGAAGUCAACUGUUUCUGGACUCAAGUCUUUGCCCAGCAUUUCCUGACAGCGUCAGACGAGCACAGGGAUGAUAUGCUGUUCUUUGUGUACCGCCAAAGCUCAUCAAGCAGAGCUGAAAAGCAGAAGGAGAAGACGAGAAUGGAAGUCUUCCGUAAAGAUUCUAAGAACUUGCCGAGUCUUGGAGAUCCAAACAUAGACUGGGAGGAGUCAGUCUAUCUGAAUCUUAUCUUACAACAGUACGACUACAUCUUGACAUGCGCCGUCUGCACCAAGACGGACGACAGCCUGACUGUCCUCAAGAAGCAUUCCCAGCAGGUCUUCGCCUCACCCUCCAAGCGACGGAUGGACUCCAAAGGAGAGGAGAGUGCCGUCUCCUAUCCCAACAUCUUCUUCAUGAUUGACAACUUUGACGAGGUGUUUGGGGAUGUCACGGUCGACGAGGGGAAACUCAUUUGUGUGGAGGUUGUCGCAGCUGAGAAGGAGGGUCAGUACCGUAGCGUUAUCUUCCUGGGUUCGGUGAGGUACGAGUCGCUAAGACGAGUCUACGAUGCUAGGGCCAGCAUGACGUCCCGCGUGGCCGCUUCCAUGGGCUACUACGGGCGGGGCAAAGGUCGCGUGGAGUUCAUCCGGAUGAAAGGGCCGGAGGGCAAAGGCUACGCCGAGGUGGCCGUCAGCCGGCACCACCGGAUCGGUUCGGUGGACUACAGCAGCAGCGAGGACAUGAACUCUGGCAUGGAGAGCAAUGUGGAGUCGCCCACUGAGGAGAACAAACCCAUCACUCACCAGCCAAAGGCCGAUGCAGUCAACAAUAAUUACGUCAAGUCAAACCUGAAGAAGUCUCGUUCAGACAGCGAGACAUUAGGGCAGGUGGAGGACCCAGAGAGACGGGCGAGGGAUGAAGAACGAGCACUGUCAGAGGAUGAGCAAGGCAUCACAGAAGGUUGGAGGAAUCGAUGGAUACGGCGGACAUCCACGGCGUUGAAGCGAUUCAAGAGAAGUCAGGUGGCCAGCGCAAGGCCCCUCACGCUAAACGUCCACUUAACCUACGUCACACUACCCUGGUAUCGUAUCAUUGGGGAUGUUCUCGAAACACAGAAACAGCCAGUGCUGAGCUAGUACAUCCGAUUCUUCCCGUCCGUGUUACCAUGCCAACUCAGGACAGUAACUCUUCAGUGCUGCCCCACCCCUAAAAUGCCCUCUUUGAGCCCCACCCCUACAGAGCCGGUGAGGUCGUUUUGCUAUUUUUCUACGCCUUGAGAAACUGGGGAGGAGGGGUUGCUGACGUUUCCUUCUUUCUGUGUCUUAAGUGCCGUCCCGGACCUCUUUUUUUUUUUUUUUCAUCUGAAGAAAUGUUAAUGUAAUGGGAAGGCUUCAUUUGAGGAAAGGUUCUCUUCCAACUUGAGUUUAUCUCAAGAGAACAUCCACUUGCAUGACUUUGUGCAUAGACAAAACAUUUCUCUGUAGCUUUAAGGAAUGACUGGAUUGGAGAACAGUGCGGGAGUGAUUACAGGCCCGCAUUUUAAAACAGUCUUCUUGGACAAUAUUAAUCUAAGACAUUCGCAACACAAAAGGUCUGCCACCAAGGUCAAAAUUCCCACGUCACGAUCAAGACCAUCACUGGGGAGCGUAAACUUUGUGAAAGUGCGGUGAAGGUCUAGAUUUUAAAUGAGUUGGUUAAAUACUACUCAAAGCUCCCUCCAAAACCCAGAUGGAAUCCCUGACCAUAAUAUCACGAAUACUGCUGUCCAACCUGGGCUAAACUAUGUAAAUUCUUCAACUAUGGGUUCCCCUGACAUGUAGCCCCCCCACUUGUUUGGACUUGUAAAAUAUAUGUACCAGCAUUGUAAUACCAAAAAGUACAGUCAUUUGCAAAAGUUUAGGACCACCCAUACAAAAUGCAUUAAUCUAAAGGAAAAAACCAAACUGAAACCAAUCAAUCAUGGCAACUUCCGUGUAUGUGCGCAUUUGCAGUGUUCAACCUAGUAUCUUGGUUAACUAGCUACAUGCAUUUGACUACAUUUCCAUGGUUUGAAAUGAUAACAGCCUAAUAUUUAGUGCGCCCUCCUUUAUUUCGGAUUACUUAGACUGGCUUUUUUUUUUACCCAUGCUGCCUUGCAGACAAACUGUCAUACAAGACCUGCCU